CCCCGCCCCCCCGGCGGCCCGAAGCCGCGCGGGGCCGGGGCCAUGUGUCGCGCGCGGCUCCGCCUCCCGCCGGUCCUCUGAGGCGGCGGCCGGGGGGAACGGAGAGAGAGAGACAGCCAGGAACCUAUUUCAGGCGUUCUGUGCCCGUGGCAGGCACACCGGACCGCGCCGGGGCAGGGCCUUUUUCUCUGGUCUGGACCACCCGGAUGGGGCUCACCGGGCCCCGCCCCGUCUGGCCUAGCCCGGCCUGCCCGAGUGCCUCAAACUCUGCAGGCAGGCUAGCUGGUGAACCCCAGCCACACGUCCUGCCGCCAGUCUGCCAAGGAUCCGGGGAUGGGCAGGUGCCACCCGGCCCGCUCCGGAGUCAGCACUGGGUCUCAGCGAGGCCGGGUGACGCUCCAGAAUGGGAGACAAGCCAAUUUGGGAGCAGAUUGGAUCCAGCUUCAUUCAACAUUACUACCAGUUAUUUGAUAACGACAGAACCCAACUAGGCGCAAUUUAUAUUGAUGCGUCAUGCCUUACGUGGGAAGGACAGCAAUUCCAGGGGAAAGCUGCCAUUGUGGAGAAAUUGUCUAGCCUUCCGUUCCAAAAAAUCCAGCAUAGCAUCACGGCACAGGACCAUCAGCCCACGCCAGAUAGCUGCAUCAUCAGCAUGGUUGUAGGCCAGCUCAAGGCCGACGAAGACCCCAUCAUGGGGUUCCACCAGAUGUUCCUAUUAAAGAACAUCAACGAUGCUUGGGUUUGCACCAAUGACAUGUUCAGGCUUGCCCUGCACAACUUCGGCUGACCUCCUCCCAGCCAGGCACUCAUGCUGUUUCCUCCUCCCUCCUCUUCCAAUACUAUUCACACUCCUUCAGAUGCUCCAAAUAUCAUACACAAAUGAGCAGGGCCACAGUGGGAGUGGCGCAGUGCGCUGCUGCUACUGAGGUGUUGUGCAUGAUGUUUGGAUGCUAGAAUAGUUGCAUCUGACGGGAGGAGUUUGUGUUGUACCAGCGCAUGCCUUGGAAAGACUUAAGUAAUGCAAAAGGUUGUCUUUUUUUUUUUUUUUUUUUUUUUAAUCUACUGACAAGUUGCUCUAGUAACCCAAAGAAGUGAAGGAGAAAGCAGCUGCCUCACCGCCCAGAUAUUGAUUUGUUCAGAUGUUUCAAUGCCUCAUGAUACAAUAAAACCACGAAAAUUUUCUUAACAGUU
Messenger RNA from Hippopotamus amphibius kiboko, 1191 nucleotides. RefSeq names its product nuclear transport factor 2 (gene NUTF2). The transcript has 5 exons. Lineage: Eukaryota; Metazoa; Chordata; Mammalia; Artiodactyla; Hippopotamidae. Gene Ontology annotation, cellular component: nuclear pore central transport channel. Gene Ontology annotation, biological process: protein import into nucleus. The record is from RefSeq and is a predicted model, not a curated record. Bases 404 to 787 code for a protein of 127 amino acids.